Salvelinus sp. IW2-2015 is the source of this 2506-nucleotide messenger RNA. Its product is annotated as BTB/POZ domain-containing protein 6-B-like. Gene Ontology annotation, molecular function: protein binding. Gene Ontology annotation, biological process: neurogenesis. The record is from RefSeq and is a predicted model, not a curated record. NCBI's taxonomy places the organism in Eukaryota, Metazoa, Chordata, Actinopteri, Salmoniformes, Salmonidae. Gene Ontology annotation, cellular component: cytosol.
GUUGUUGGCAGCGAGCUGGGCGUCAGAGGAUUAUAUCAAAUAAAAUAAAAAAUUCACUGCAAUUUAAACGCCAGACCCGACAAAUUACAAUUCACAUCAGCUAAGGAGGAACCCGCGCCUUUUCCUCGUUGAUAAGUAUCUUUUGGAGAAAAACAUCUGCCAGGAUUUGCGCAGGAAAACAGCCUACUCCAAGCGAGCAACGAUUAUCUGUAUUUACCAUCCGCACAAAAAAGAGAAACAAUACGUUUCGGGGAGAGCUCAGUGGCAAUAGAGGAUGAAAUGAGAAAGAGAAAGGAGUAUUCUGCUUGAACUUGUUAUACAACCUCAAAUCACUGGACGGAUAUUUUGUAUGUUUCUCUUACAAUUGAUUCGGGAAACACUGAAAAAGUCUAAAACGACUGGGAAACACACAAGCGGGUUACCAGUAUGCUAUGAUAUUCUAACCCUGUCCUUGAAGAAGAAGAUGGCUGCAGAACUGUACCCUGCGACCAACAACGGUACUACGGUGACCGGCACUGACAAGAAAAGCAAUGUGCAGGUCACCCAGUCAACAACCACUGCAACAACACCGACCACCCAGCAAAACAUAAACAACAACAACGUCGAACCUCCGAGCUGGCAGUCCUCUCACCCCACGCUACGGGAGAGGAACGCCUUGAUGUUCAACAAUGAACUCAUGGCCGAUAUCCAUUUCAUUGUUGGUCCCUUCGGUGAAUCUAAGAAAGUUCCAGCGCACAAGUAUGUGCUGGCAGUGGGUAGCUCGGUCUUCUGUGCCAUGUUUUACGGGGAUCUUGCAGAGGAGUCGUCCGAAAUCCAUAUCCCAGAUGUAGAACCUGCUGCUUUUCUAAUUCUGCUGAAGUACAUGUACAGUGAUGCGAUAGACCUGGAGGCCGACACCGUGCUGGCCACCCUGUACGCUGCCAAGAAGUACAUUGUACCCGCCCUGGCCAAGGCCUGCGUCACCUUCCUGGAGACUAGCCUGGAGGCCAAGAACGCCUGUGUGCUGCUGUCCCAGAGCCGUCUGUUUGAGGAGCCCGAGCUGACGCGGCGUUGCUGGGAGGUGAUUGACGCGCAGGCCGAGCUGGCCCUGGGCGCAGAGGGCUUCUGUGAGAUUGACCUGCAGACCCUGGAGAUCAUCCUGCAGAGAGAGACCCUCAACACCAAGGAGAUGGUGGUCUUUGAUGCGGUCAUGAGUUGGGCCACAGCAGAGUGUAAUAGGCAAGGACUGGGAGAAACCACCCGCAACAAGAGAUCUGUCCUGGGCAAGGCACUCUACCUGGUGCGCAUCCCCACUAUGACCCUGGAAGAGUUCGCUGAUGGGGCAGCCCAGUCAGACAUCUUGACACUGGAGGAGACGCAUGACGUCUUCCUGUGGUACACAGCGGCCACCAAGCCCAAACUGGACUUCCCACUGGCACGGAGGCAGGGUCUGGCACCCCAGAAGUGCCACCGCUUCCAGUCGUCAGCCUACCGGAGCAACCAGUGGCGCUACAGGGGCCGCUGUGACAGCAUCCAGUUUGCAGUGGACAAGCGGAUCUUUAUUGCUGGACUGGGCCUGUACGGGUCAAGUGGUGGGAAGGCAGAGUACAGCGUCAAGAUUGAAUUGAAGCGUCAACGGGUGACCCUAGCACAGAACCUGACCAAGUUUGUAUCGGAUGGAUCAAGCAGUACAUUUUCCGUAUGGUUUGAAAACCCGGUUCAGGUGGAGCAGGAUGUCUUCUAUACGGUGAGUGCCGUGCUGGACGGGAAUGAGCUGAGCUAUUUUGGCCAGGAGGGCAUGACAGAGGUACAGUGUGGAAAAGUGACAUUUCAGUUCCAGUGCUCCUCGGACAGUACCAACGGGACUGGGGUGCAGGGGGGACAGAUCCCAGAGCUGGUAUUCUAUGCAUAAACUGAACUGGUCAUAACAGACAAGUAGAGGACAUAUGGACUGUACAUCCAUAUGUUUAAGCCUUCUAAAUAAUGUAGCAUUAAGACACUACGGUAUGUCACUAAACAAAAUACUAUUUUUAAGUGAAGGAAUGCUGUUCUUAUUUAUUUUAAACUUAUUUUAAUUAUUAACUGCAAAAAGCAGUCCCUUGUAAAAAGUCGUAUUGCACUUGUGGACAGCCUCUGCAAUGUUUUAUUUGUACAUAAAGUACGGUUAUAUGGUUUGCGGCUUGAUGCUGAUCAAUCCUGAUGUUCUGUGCGAGAGCUUAUGAACCUGCAGAAAAUCAUAAAAGUUGUGCGAGAUAAGCCACAGAUGUUGCUGCUCAUUAUAUAACUCGCUUGCAUGUGUGAAAUUUGUUUGAGGGAUUAUUUUGUUGUUAGAGCACCCUCUAGGUACACAGAUGAGUGCUACAGGCAGGUUGGUAAAAGUGAUGUGGUCAAACCUUCAUGAUGCCUUUGUUGGAGCUAAGUCACUAAUUUGACCACCUUUAAUAAGUGGUAAAUAGGUUUGGUUCUCAGUAGCAAGACAAAACUUAAACAGCAUUUCUCCAAAAAAGACAUUCAACAGUAUGGUUCU